AUGGACGUAGAGACUAGCAUUCAAGUAGCCGACUAUGUUGUAUGUGUUGUUGUCUUGUUGAUUCCUAUGGCCAUCGGGAUUUUGUUCGCUGUUAAAGACGCAAAGAAGGCGACCAGAGAGGAAUAUUUGUUUGGAGGAAGACGGAUGUCCCUAGGACCUGUGGCGUUGUCACUUUUUGCUACAUACAGUUCGGCUGUUUCUUUAAUCGGCACCACUGCAGACAUGUUCACCUACGGCGCUAUGGUAACCGUCUCGUAUGUUGGAUUUUCUCUCUGUUACGUCAUCGGCCUAUACACCAUUGUGCCGCUGUUCUAUUCGCUACAACUGACAAGUAUCUAUGAGUACUUCGAGUUGAGGUUCCACUCACGUACAGUGAGGAUGUCAGCACUGACCGUUGGUAUGUUACAGACCAUCUGCUACAUGGCUGUAGCUCUCUACAGUCCAGCUCUAGGGCUACAGACAACAGCGAACAUUCCAUUAUGGAUGUCUAUUGUUAUUGUUGGCAUCAUCGGCACCGUGUACUCAGCUCUGGGUGGUAUCAAGAGCGUUGUCUGGGCGGACGCUUUUCAAUGUUUCGUCAUGUUUGGUGGGGCUCUUCCUAUCAUUAUCGUGGGUAUAAAAACAGCUGGUGGGUGGUCAGAGGCGUGGCCACUAGCUGUAAAAGGUGGAAGAGUUACUUUUGAUUCCUUCGACAUUGAUCCAAGAGAAAGACAUACCUGGUGGGGCACAGUUAUUGGUUGCGCCUUCUUGUGGCUAGGAAAUACAUUUAACCAGUCAACCAUCCAAAGAUUGUGUGCCAUGAAGACAAUGAGAGACGCCAAGCUUUCUUUUAUUCUAAACGUCCCAAUUAUUUUGUUUUUCGGCGUUUUAUUGUAUUUUGUUGGCUUUGGAGUUUACGUGUAUUUCACGGCCAUACGAUGUGAUCCUUUCUCAAGCGGUUUAAUCAGCAACAGAAACCAACUUCUGCCAUUCUCUGUGAUGCACGCUCUAAAAGACAUGCCUGGGUUGGCUGGUCUUUUCAUGGCCACACUAUUCAGUGCUUCUCUAAGUACUAUAUCAUCAGGUAUCAGCGCCUUAGCAGCAAACACAGUCGAAGAUAUUUUAAAGAAUUUUCUAAGAGGUUUUAAGGAAAGCAGGAUAACAUUGUUUACCAAGCUGCUCGUCUGUGUGUAUGGAUUGUUAAUAAUAGGCCUGGCGUAUUUAGCUAAUUCCGUGAAAGGACCUGUGUCCCAAAUGGUGGGAUCAAUUUUAGGGGCCUGUGGGGGUCCUAUGUUUGGGGUGUUUAUACUUGGGGCGUGCAUCCCCUGGAGCAACAAGUACGGUGCCUUAGGUGGAGGUGGGCUGGCUCUUGUUUUCAACGUGUGGUUGGCCAUUACAGGACAGAUGUAUGGGAGGAAAAGCCGACCUUUGAUCCCACCACCUGCAGAUAACUGUUACACAAACGGCUCUAUGUGGCUGCCCAAUAACACUUUUUACUUGAGUAACGUGACAGUUACACCUCAAGCAGUCAACACCAUCACAGUUAAUAAAGACCCAUACAGUUUUGGCUUCUUUUUACACGAUAUUUCCUACACAUGGUAUGGUUUUAUUGGAUGCUUUGUUGCCUUCACCUCUGGUGCUCUCAUUAGCUUUUGUUUUAGGAACUACGACCACACCAAGACUGACCCACGAUUAAUGGUGCCAAUAUUUCGUAAGCCUUUGUUCUCUCUGAAACCCAAACCCAAAAUAUACUUAAAAGACAACUCAGGUUUGAUUAGCACUGAUGAAAAAGAGAUGUUUGAUACUCACCCAACUCGAACAGAAUUCUAAACGUCAGAACCGAAUUCCUGUUGGUCAUUCGGUGCUUUCAAAUUUAGAUGUAUUCAGACGCCAAUUUGAAAUUAACUAAAAGAAACAUUUGGUUUGAAAUUUAUCAGAUUUAAUCAGAUAUUUCUACGUUUGUCAUUUUUUCCGGCUUCUAUCUUCCGAUCGGCCUAUUGUGUUGUAGAUGUUUGGUGGGGUUCGGAAGUAUAUUUAGGAUGACAAGGCAUUAGAACGGAAGGAGAGAUG
This is a messenger RNA of Physella acuta, 2049 nucleotides long. Its product is annotated as sodium-coupled monocarboxylate transporter 2. NCBI's taxonomy places the organism in Eukaryota, Metazoa, Mollusca, Gastropoda, Physidae. Gene Ontology annotation, biological process: transmembrane transport; sodium ion transport. Gene Ontology annotation, cellular component: membrane. The record is from RefSeq and is a predicted model, not a curated record. Gene Ontology annotation, molecular function: symporter activity.